AUUGAUUCCCGCUUCAGAUAUUGUUCGAAAUUUCUAUGGCGGAAUCAACCGUCAUGAUCUUGCUUCAGUUGAGCCCCUAAUUGCUCCUAAUUGCGUCUACGAGGAUCUUGUUUUUCCUAGCCCCUUUGUAGGUCGCAAGUUUUUAGGUAUCAGACUGCACUGUAAAUCAGACUGAGACAUGCUAGAAGCUUGUGUGGGUAGUUUAAGUCAUUUAAGAUUAUCUCUAUUAUUCACAGAUCCGUAGACAAACACUAAUUGCUUGUAGAUUUUUUUUCUUGAAAGACAAGGAAAUUUUAUUGUCUCAAUUUCCUACAAGGUUGCAGGCAAAGUUCCUGGAGGUCUUAGAGAAAUAGAUGGAAACCAUAAAUUGAGAUUGUUAUUUCGCCAACUCCAUUUUAUCAUGUACUCAUUGACAAUCAAAGUCUCAAUUUAUAAUGGAAUUUGAGUCUAUCCUGGAGUUCUUCGGGAAGUUUAUCGAUUAUGUCAGCACAGAUUUGCAGUUUGUGAUUGAUGCUAUUUCUGAGGAAGAUUCAACAACUGUUGGUGUGACGUGGCAUUUGGAAUGGAAGGGAAGACCUUUUCCAUUCAGCAAAGGUUGCAGCUUUUACCGAUUGGGUAUAAAGAAUGGCAUUCGACAGAUAAUUUAUGCCCGAGAUAGCGUGGAACCUGCAAUUAAACCUGGAGAAUCAGCUUUGAUUGCUAUCAGAGGUGUUACAUGGCUGCUGCAGCGAUUUCCGAAGCUUGCAGAGUGGAUAUGAUGGAUGGUUAAGGAAAUGCAAUCACCACAUUUCUUUGUAAUAUACUUGAUUUUUGCAACAAUUUGAUGGAAUCAGAGUGCACACUACUAUAAGCAACUCCUUGAAUGUUGUAUACGUAAUUAGGUUUGUUAUUGGCCAUAUGAUAACCAUAAUUUGUAUCAUUACUAAGUGAAUUGUGAUGUUGAAACCUCUUGAUCUCCUAUUCUCCUUUGUAUAUGCAUAUUGUAAUUUCAUUUGUAUUUUGUAUUGCUUAGUACAGUAGUUCAUGAUUGUAGUGGAAACCGCUGCAAGAAUUUGUAAAUACAUCUGGGAUCUUCUACUAACUAUAUUAUUGUGUUGCAAAUGCAAAUAUUGUUCUACA
This is a messenger RNA of Beta vulgaris subsp. vulgaris (sugar beet), 1119 nucleotides long. RefSeq lists its product as hypothetical. NCBI's taxonomy places the organism in Eukaryota, Viridiplantae, Streptophyta, Magnoliopsida, Caryophyllales, Amaranthaceae. The coding region runs from base 435 to 758 and encodes 107 amino acids. The record is from RefSeq and is a predicted model, not a curated record. The transcript has 7 exons.